Molecule: messenger RNA, 1126 nt
Organism: Patiria miniata (bat star)
Lineage: Eukaryota; Metazoa; Echinodermata; Asteroidea; Valvatida; Asterinidae
Exons: 2
Coding region: 148-537 (129 amino acids)
Source: RefSeq, a predicted model, not a curated record
GAGGAUCCUGCAAAGGCCGGGCUGAAGGAAGGAUGCGUUGGUCUCAACACAACCGAUAGGCCUACCGUAUUCCCAACGUCGUGCAACACAUCUUUGCACUUCGUGUGUGAGAAGGGCGCAGAGGAUCUGGAAUACACAGAAUCAAGCAUGACGACCAUCGAAGCAGCAGUCACUGCGACCGCAGGUUCUACCUCACCCAUCGAACCCAUGACACCGUGUGAGGAUCAAGGGAACAGCCAGACGGACCGCCCCGCCUCAAAACGCCGGUCUGCCGUCUUUGCCUCGACCUUCGCCAGUCAUGACCCUGAAGGACGCCCUCAAGCAGGACUGUGCCCCCAGGGCCACGUGAUGGCAACCAGACGCGCGCGCAGUCCGAUCGUCUGCGCCGUGGCGUGCUCGCGCGACGCGCGAUGCCGGUCGUUCAAUUUCCACGAGAACGAGGAAAGGUGCGAGAUGAUGAAUGUCGUGGAGUCUGGGCACGUGAAUGUUGGUCUGGUUGAUUUGGAGGAAUGCGUCUAUAUGAAGCGCAUGGUUUAGGCCUUUCUGCAACCUCGUUCCCUUGGAUACUAUCAUGUUGCGCCAUGUUAUUACAAUGCCUUCCCUGAAGGAAUGCGCACGACCCAAGGAGUAGAGGAUGUCCUUUCCGUUGGUUACAAAGAUUGAGUGCCAUUUUUAUUGGCGGCCAGAAGUUAGUAUAAAAUCUAAGCAUAGCUGACACGUUUCUGUCCAAUGUUAUACAUUUACACCUUCACAGUGACCUUAUGCGUUAAUUGCGGAUUAAGAUGACAAUGCUAUGUAUCACUUGUUAAGGCAUGUCUAUUUUGUGGAUUCGUUUUUGAAAAAAGUAAAAAUUGACAAAUUACAACCUCUGAGAUACCAGCUGCUGUAUCUUAUAAGUUCUACAUGUAUUUACGUGGGGGUGUCUAAAUUUAACUUUAAUAUUGGUAAUGUCUUUUAAUUAAAGUGAUGUUUAACAGUACACUUGUACAGUAUUGCUCUGUAGACUAUACGCUUUCUGAUGUCCUAACCAUUCAAGUUUUCUAAUCACUGGUUGGCACAAACGUGGGAUGUGACGUAGCUAAAAGAUUUAGCCGGAGUUAAUUGGAUCCGGACACACAACUUUACA